Scomber japonicus (chub mackerel) is the source of this 3264-nucleotide messenger RNA. RefSeq names its product potassium voltage-gated channel, subfamily H (eag-related), member 5a (gene kcnh5a). The record is from RefSeq and is a predicted model, not a curated record. Gene Ontology annotation, biological process: potassium ion transmembrane transport; regulation of membrane potential. Gene Ontology annotation, molecular function: voltage-gated potassium channel activity. The transcript is spliced from 12 exons. Lineage: Eukaryota; Metazoa; Chordata; Actinopteri; Scombriformes; Scombridae. Gene Ontology annotation, cellular component: membrane. The coding region runs from base 1 to 3264 and encodes 1087 amino acids.
AUGCAUGGGGGCAAGAGAGGACUGGUAGCUCCGCAAAACACUUUUUUGGAAAAUAUUGUUCGGCGCUCCAGCGAAACCAGUUUCCUGUUGGGCAAUGCACAGAUAGUGGAGUGGCCGGUUGUAUACAGCAAUGAUGGAUUCUGCAAGCUGUCUGGCUACCACAGAGCUGAGGUCAUGCACAGGAGUAGCACGUGCAAUUUCAUGUAUGGUGACCUGACUGACAAGAAGACAAUAGACAAUAUCAGACAAACCUUUGACAACUAUGAGUCCAAUUUCUAUGAGGUGCUGCUCUAUGCAAAGAAUAGAACACCGAUAUGGCUUUACAUGCAGGUCGCACCGAUCAGGAACGAAAAUGACAAGGUGGUGCUUUUCCUCUGUACCUUCAGAGACAUUACACUUUUCAAACAACCGAUUGAAGAUGAAACAGCUCGAGGAUGGACAAAAUUUGCCAAACUAACGCGGGCACUGACCAACAAUCGCAACGUGGUGCCGCAGUUAGCACCACUGAGCAAGACUGAGGUCACCCAUAAACCCUCCAGACUGGCUGAGGCUCUCCAGCUGGGAUCAGACAUCCUCCCUCAGUACAAGCAAGAAGCCCCUAAGACCCCUCCACACAUCAUCCUCCACUACUGCACUUUCAAGACCACCUGGGACUGGGUCAUCCUCAUCCUCACCUUCUACACUGCUAUCAUGGUGCCCUAUAAUGUCUCAUUUAAGACCAAGCAAAACAACUUGGCGUGGUUGGUGCUGGACAGCAUUGUGGAUGUCGUCUUUCUGAUUGACAUUGUGCUCAACUUCCACACUACCUUCGUGGGUCCCGCAGGAGAGGUCAUUUCAGACGCAAAGCUGAUACGAAUGAAUUACAUGAAAACGUGGUUUGUCAUUGAUCUGCUGUCCUGUCUGCCCUACGACAUAAUUAAUGCCUUUGAAAAUGUGGAUGAGGAUGUCAUCGUAUCUGCCUCUCCAGUGAGUCAUCUCCGGGAUGUCUCCCAUUUCCAUAGGAACAGCACAAGGAUGGAGGACUCUGUACUCCCAGGUCUCAGCAGCCUCUUCAGCUCUUUAAAAGUCAUCCGCCUGCUCCGUUUAGGACGAGUGGCCCGGAAGUUGGACCACUAUCUGGAGUAUGGAGCAGCCGUCCUGGUUCUGCUAGUAUGUGUCUUUGGCCUGGUGGCCCAUUGGCUGGCCUGCAUCUGGUACAGCAUCGGGGACUACGAGGUCAUCGACGAGACCACGAACACCAUCAAGACAGACAGUUGGCUCUAUCAGCUGGCCAUGAGUAUCGGUACUCCCUACCGUUACAACACCAGUGGUACCGGCCAGUGGGAGGGCGGCCCCAACAAGGACACACUGUACAUUUCCUCUCUUUACUUCACCAUGACGAGUCUCACCACCAUCGGAUUUGGCAACAUUGCUCCAACCACAGACGGUGAAAAGAUUUUCUCCGUUGCUAUGAUGAUGGUGGGCUCACUGCUCUAUGCGACCAUCUUUGGAAAUGUCACCACCAUCUUCCAGCAGAUGUACACCAACACAAACCGCUACCAUGAGAUGCUCAACAAUGUGCGUGACUUCCUCAAACUUUAUCAGGUCCCCAAAGGUCUUAGUGAGAGGGUCAUGGACUUCAUCGUCUCCACCUGGGCCAUGUCUAAGGGCAUCGACACAGAUAAGGUUCUCUCAAUUUGUCCUAAAGACAUGCGAGCAGACAUUUGCGUCCACCUGAACAGACAGGUGUUCAACGACCACCCAGCGUUUCGUCUGGCCAGUGACGGCUGCUUGCGCUCUCUAGCUGUGGAGUUUCAGACCACACACUGUGCACCUGGAGACUUAAUCUUCCAUAUCGGUGAAAGUGUUGACACCCUCUGCUUUGUAGUCUCUGGUUCACUUGAAGUAAUCCAGGAUGAUGAGGUCAUUGCAAUACUAGGUAAAGGUGAUGUGUUUGGAGACGUGUUCUGGAAAGAGACCACGCAGGCCCGUGCUUGUGCAAACGUCCGAGCUCUGACUUACUGCGAUCUGCACGUCAUCAGGAGAGAGGCUCUAAUGAGGGUGCUGGACUUUUACACAGCAUUUGCCAACUCAUUUUCUCGCAACCUCAUCCUCACCUGCAAUCUACGAAAAAGGAUAGUCUUCAGAAAGAUUGCUGACAUCAAGAAGGAGCAGGAGCACCAGAGGAACGAGGUGACUCUCUCCAUUCCUGAUGACCACCCAGUUCGCAAGCUGUUCCAAAGGUUCAGGCAGCAGAGAGACGGUCCAACACCAGAAGAGUCUCAGGUUUAUUUUGAUCAAAACUUUGUGCAGGUGGAGCCGCAGCACCACAAACACACAGACUCAAAGUCUUACACACAGUGUCAGCCUGUAUCUCCUCAGCAGCAGGAAUACAUCUCCACAGUGCAGAAUAGUGCACCGUGCUCAGGAGGAGGAGGUGCAGCCAGUAAAGGUAGCAUAGCCGCUCCUCCACAGGGUUUACAAGCUUUGGUCCACACUAAGAAGUCGGAGCAAGAGGUUGGGGAGUCUAGAUCAAGGCCUUGUGGAGAGAAUCAGUUGUGUCUGACAGUCAACAGCACUGUACAGAGAAGUGGUGCAGGUGGAGAGGGAGCUGGAGGUGGUGCUACCAGUCGAGGAGGUGCUCGAGGUUGGGGAAAGUUUAAAAAAGCCACUUGUGCUGCACCACCACCUCCUGUUGUUGAGCAUGAGAAGCAGCCACAGAAGCCAGAGGACUGGCCUAAAGGAUCCCAGUCCUCAGAACAGUUAGUAGCUGUCAACAAGAACCAGGACUCAGAAGAGAGUGGAGAGGUGGGGAGCUCAGAAGGCAGCAAGAGUGCAGGAGAAGCAAGUGAAGAAACAAGCCUGCACAAAACAGACUCCUGCGACAGUGGAAUUACAAAGAGUGAUCUGCGUAUCGACCGAGCCGGAGAUUCAAGAAGCUCCUUUGAGCGAAGUCCGAUGGAAAAAAGCCCUAUGGAGAGAAAUCCAUUCGAGCACAGUCUUGGGGUUGACAGCCUCAAACACACCCUUGUGCAGCCGGUGUCGGAGCAAGCUCUCCUUCAAGCAACGCUGCAUGAAGCCAAACUAGAGCUGAAGGCGGACAUUCAGAUGAUGAGCGGUCGACUGUCGGUCCUUGAAUCUCAUGUGAGUGAGAUCCUCAGGUUGCUGUCAUUAAAAAGAAGACUCUCACUGCCGCCAACUUCGUCCCCAAAGGCAAGAGUCAAAAGUCACGACUCAGUCACUGCCUCAGCCGCCUCACCAAAACCAGAUGAUGGUCCAUUUUGA